This is a messenger RNA of Melanotaenia boesemani (Boeseman's rainbowfish), 2676 nucleotides long. RefSeq names its product guanine nucleotide binding protein (G protein), alpha inhibiting activity polypeptide 1 (gene gnai1). Bases 366 to 1430 code for a protein of 354 amino acids. Gene Ontology annotation, cellular component: heterotrimeric G-protein complex. The record is from RefSeq and is a predicted model, not a curated record. The transcript has 9 exons. Gene Ontology annotation, molecular function: GTP binding; G-protein beta/gamma-subunit complex binding; G protein-coupled serotonin receptor binding. NCBI's taxonomy places the organism in Eukaryota, Metazoa, Chordata, Actinopteri, Atheriniformes, Melanotaeniidae. Gene Ontology annotation, biological process: adenylate cyclase-modulating G protein-coupled receptor signaling pathway.
CGCUCACCCAGAAGAACUAGCAGUCCCUGCGACGGAUGGACGCGGACGGUUGGAAGCGGUAUCACCAAGAAUUUGUUUUUCCCGCUGUUGAAUCACCCUUAUUUUGGAUGUAACGAGGAUUUUAUCAGGAGGGAGGUUUCAGUCAGCUAAAGUAACGACAGAGUCCCUUUUUUUCUUUUUUUUCUUAAAGUCGAAUCGCUUCCCCUUUACCCCCGAGAGGAACAGAUCGAUUGCCCGUUGUAUGAAAAAGGGCGUGUGUUCGGGGGUGAAGGCAGUUUUAACCAAUUAAUGUCGGCAUAUAUGGUGUUUUAGACAUUUUUAGUCUUUUUUUUAACACCACCUGGGUCUGAAGGACAUAGUCGAGGAUGGGAUGCACGCUAAGUACCGAGGACAAGGCGGCGGUGGAGCGCAGCAAAAUGAUCGACAGGAAUCUGCGGGACGACGGGGAGAAGGCGGCCAGGGAGGUCAAGCUGCUGCUGCUCGGUGCUGGUGAAUCAGGAAAAAGUACGAUCGUGAAGCAGAUGAAGAUCAUCCACGAAGCGGGCUACUCAGAAGAGGAGUGUAAGCAGUACAAGGCUGUGGUCUACAGCAACACUAUUCAGUCCAUCAUCGCCAUCAUCAGAGCCAUGGGACGCCUCAAGAUCGACUUUGGUGAUGCUGCAAGAGCUGAUGAUGCCCGGCAGCUGUUUGUGCUGGCAGGGUCUGCAGAGGAAGGCUUCAUGACAGCUGAGCUGGCCGGUGUCAUCAAGCGGCUCUGGAAGGACGGAGGUGUUCAGGCCUGCUUCAGCCGCUCCCGCGAAUAUCAGCUCAACGACUCGGCAGCAUACUACUUGAAUGAUCUGGACAGGAUAUCCCAGGCCACCUACAUCCCCUCUCAGCAGGAUGUCCUGAGGACCCGAGUCAAAACCACCGGUAUCGUGGAGACGCAUUUCACAUUCAAAGACCUGCACUUCAAGAUGUUUGACGUCGGCGGGCAGCGGUCGGAGAGGAAGAAGUGGAUCCACUGCUUUGAGGGCGUGACCGCCAUCAUCUUCUGUGUGGCUCUGAGUGAUUACGACCUGGUGCUGGCUGAAGACGAAGAGAUGAACCGAAUGCAUGAGAGUAUGAAGCUGUUUGACAGCAUCUGCAACAACAAGUGGUUCACAGACACCUCCAUCAUCCUCUUCCUCAAUAAGAAGGACCUUUUUGAGGAGAAAAUCAGAAAGAGUCCUCUCACUAUCUGUUACCCGGAAUACGCUGGCUCCAAUACGUACGAGGAAGCAGCUGCUUACAUCCAGUGUCAGUUCGAGGAUCUGAACAAGAGGAAGGACACUAAGGAGAUUUACACCCACUUCACCUGCGCCACCGAUACCAAGAAUGUGCAGUUUGUCUUCGACGCCGUCACCGACGUCAUCAUCAAGAACAACCUGAAAGACUGCGGUCUUUUCUGAGGAUGGCGACCUGUUUGCUCGGCGGUGGAGCCAGCAUAUGUGCAUCUUUGGUGGGGAGGAUGAGGAGCGUCGGGAGGACCAGUGAUGGACCAGUGCUGUACUAUAAGCCACUUUUAACAGCUUUAUUUAUGUUUUUUCUCCGAACAUUUUGAACUAGCGUUACUACAUUUGUGUAAGAUGUUUGUAUCAUUAAGCGUCCAUGCAAAAUUUCACUCUUUAUUUCUAUUUUUGGGGGGAUUUUUCUUCCCCCUCUUUGUUUUCUUUUUUUUUGUUGUUGUUGUUUUUGUUUGUUUGUUUGUUUUUUAGAAAAAGGGGGAAAUCACAAUGUUUUUAGCUAUUUCUUAUGCCACCAUUUCUGGAAAAGGAAACUUUGCUGUUGAUGGAAAAUGCUCCUUUUCUUCUUUUCCUGCAAGCAAAAGGGAAGAAAAGGGGUCCAACUCUGAGUCCAGUUUGUUGGUACCUGUGCCUUCGCAUGCCUUUUUACUGCGGCCGUAGUCCCCAUGCUUGUUCUGUUGCCUGCUGAAGUGUUCUAGACAUAAAAAGAUAAACUGUUUUCAUAUGUUAGUGUCUGUUAUCUUCUAUGUGCACACCACAGAGCUUUCAGGAGAAGGAAGAUUUCCCUUUUGGUAAUGCACCUUUUGGUAAAAGGUACAUGGGUCUCCAUGGUGACCAACAUGUAGCCUCCACAGUUCCCCUAACCCCAAUCUUUUCCCCACCCACCAUGAUGAUGGGUGGCCUCGCCGGCCCAUCAAAAAGUACAAUAUUGAGAUGUAUAUUGUUACAUUCACCCCAUGAAUCUGGGGCUGAGGUUUUUAAACUGUGUAUGAAACAUAAAUCAUUUCCAGUCAUUCUGAGAGUGGUUAGUCGAGGCACUGAGCUUCAGAGACCAGAUUAGGCACAUUUUACUGUAUAUUUUAAUGUAUUUGGAGGAGCAGUUGUAGAGUUUUUGGUAUUAAGGAGAAAAAUAACUGAAUCACAGGAUGGAUUGUUUGUAAAGUCGAGGAGGAUUUAAGAUUCAGACAUGCUUUGGCCCAUGAGAGUAAAGGAGCUGGCGAAGGAUCGAUGUGAUGGAACAUAGGCUGGAAAUCUGGUCUGUAGAUCAGACGAGUUGAGGUGCGAAGGGUCCUGGAUCUGUUCAUGUAAAGAAACUGCCACAACUGUCAAUCUUUAUGUAUGUUCUCCAAGGAAGGAGAAUCUUUGUAGACUCAUCUCCCUUAUUUUGCUAAUAAAACCCAUUUACAAACCA